GCAGGAAACAGCAACACUUCUUCUCCUCCUCCUCUUUGCACUCCAGGCUCAGCUGCCUCCGCUCCACCACACUUGGUCAGACGUGGCAGGCCAUCAAAAAAUCAACUUGUUCCCACUCCACCUGUUCAAAACACUAUUAAUCUGCUGCCUUCCAAUAAAAGGCUUGGCUUUCAGAGCGGGGGCCAAUAGGAAGGCAUUAAAGCCGUGAGACCCAGGCCAAUCCCAGGCUGCAUUCUAAUGUGGCCUAUCUUUAUCAAGGUGCCACUCCAUUUCCAGAUACUGCUUAUUUAUGAUAUCUGAGGAGAGAGCUGGCAGGAGGCGCACGUCUUUGGGAGAACACUGAAAUCUGUGUCCAGGGGGCUCGCCACCAGACUUCAGAUAUGGGAUUAUCAGAGACCACACUGUGGUUGAGAAGCGGUGAAGGGCGAGAGUGAGUUUAUCAGCUGCUACACCGUUCCUGAUGUGGUAACAACUUUGGCAAACACCGGGACUUUGAUAAAAUUGCAAUUAGUGGUUAAUUAUUUGCAUAUCUGGGGACGGUGGGUGUGAUCCCAGAUCCAGUCAUCGCCCGAGGGUGACAGAACUCCUUGUGGGCCCAUCAGAGGUCUUUUCCUGCCUGGAUCUUAUUGGAUGUGUUACUGAGACCUGGAGGCAGAGUUACAGUACUCCCCAUGGAUCCAAACAUCCAGGGGUCUUUCCUGUUCAACAACAGCCUGAACCAGUUCCCCUCGGACCUCAAGGCACCAGUGUGCCAGUACUCAGUGCCCAACUCUUUCUACAAGCUCAACCCGGCCCUCAACAGCCAGCUGCAGGCGGGGACUCCUCACGGCAUCAGCGACAUCCUAAGCCGCUCCAUGAUGGGGAUGGGAUCCACGGGCACCACCACCCUGCUGUCCGGAUACUCCACCAUGGGAGGGUUCGGGCCCUCCGUCACCGGUUCGUCCAUGUACUACAACCGAGACUACAACUCCAACCUGGGCGGCUUCUCCAAGCCCGGCGCUGAGUGCCCCAUGAAGGGUCGCAGUGUGAGCUGCUGGGCGGAGAGCGGAUGUGACUGGAGAGGAGGGAGGCAGCAGUGCACCAACAGCAGCGGUCCUCUCGGAGAGAUGUCAGGAAGGAAGAAACACACCAGACCAACGUUUAGUGGACACCAGAUAUUCGCUCUGGAGAAAACGUUCGAGCAGACAAAAUACUUGGCCGGGCCCGAGAGAGCAAGACUGGCUUAUUCUCUGGGCAUGACCGAAUCACAGGUCAAGGUGUGGUUUCAGAACCGACGCACCAAGUGGAGGAAGAAGAGCGCAUCCGAGCCGACCUCCACGCAGACCAGCCACGCGGGGCAGAGCGGGGAGGCCUCGGAGAACGAGGUGGAGGACGAGGAGUACAACAAGCCUCUGGAUCCGGACUCUGACGACGACAAGAUCCGACUGCUGCUGCGCAAACACCGCAGGGCUUUCUCCGUGCUGCGCCUCGGGCCACACCAUGUCUGACCUCCACACACACACACACACACACACUUCUCAGCAGACCUGCAUGCUGUAAUAAAAGUUUUGAAUACAAAAUUUAAUGAAUGAGCAUUUAAGCAUGUUCAGGAGAGGUCAUUAACGUGUUCAAUAGAUGACACAGGCUGUAAAAAUGAAGCUGAAAAGACGUUUACUUUUAUAAGUUACUGUAAGAACUGAUCUCCGGCCUGUUUGGUGUUACACUCACAUGUGGAGGGGGGUUGUGUCACACACGGUUUUGUAAAAACAAGAAAAUUAUGUAAAAAAAA
Messenger RNA from Larimichthys crocea (large yellow croaker), 1768 nucleotides. RefSeq names its product NK6 homeobox 3 (gene nkx6-3). Gene Ontology annotation, biological process: regulation of transcription by RNA polymerase II; cell differentiation. NCBI's taxonomy places the organism in Eukaryota, Metazoa, Chordata, Actinopteri, Sciaenidae. The transcript is spliced from 3 exons. Bases 672 to 1487 code for a protein of 271 amino acids. The record is from RefSeq and is a predicted model, not a curated record. Gene Ontology annotation, molecular function: RNA polymerase II cis-regulatory region sequence-specific DNA binding; DNA-binding transcription factor activity, RNA polymerase II-specific. Gene Ontology annotation, cellular component: nucleus.